Molecule: messenger RNA, 3204 nt
Organism: Oryzias melastigma (Indian medaka)
Lineage: Eukaryota; Metazoa; Chordata; Actinopteri; Beloniformes; Adrianichthyidae
Gene: atoh1a
Product: atonal bHLH transcription factor 1a
Exons: 2
Coding region: 621-1646 (341 amino acids)
Molecular function (GO): protein dimerization activity
Source: RefSeq, a predicted model, not a curated record
GAGCCCCAUGAUUUUUUUUAAAGCUGACUUGUGGUCAAGCUUGACUUGUUUCAGAGUCCAGAGGCAUUGUCCUGCAGCUCACGCACAGUUUAUGUAUAUAUGAUGACUUUCCUUUCUAAAUAAAAUAAAAUGUUUGUGGAGUCAGCAGGAUUUAUUUUUUUCCCUUCAUCUCCAAGAAAGUUUGACGAUGUUUUUCAAAAACUGAGGGUGGCCAAUUGACCCUGUUCAACCUUUCCAGACUCCCCCUCCUCACCUUAGCUGUGAACACAAUGGCAGGUCAGGUGGGGGAUUUUACUCCCACGUCUCACGCUGUCCACGCUUCUCACCUAAGCGACCAUCACGACUCGCACGUGCGUCCUGUGGGAGGUUCCCCUUACCCCCUUAAAUCGUUACGUUAUCAUAAACAGUCCUGCUUCCAGGAGCCAUAAUCACCUCUCUCGGGCUUUGCCGAGACAUCUCAUUGGACGUCAACACGCGACCAGCGCGAGGAGGGGGGCUUCCAGACGCGUGCCGCUUUUUAAACCGACGCAGCGUCUUCAAAACACCAAAGAGGGAGUCACGCACGCGACCGUGACAUUCACACAGCGCGCAGCAUCCCCUAAAAAAAGUUUGUUUGGAGCAUGGAUGUGUUGACUCUGGAGGAUUGGAGCAAUGGCGCACGGGAGGUUGCGGCGCUCAGGGCGCAGCAGCAAAUCUGCGGCAGUCCGGGGACGCAGCAGCUGGAGGAGUCCAGCUACGAAUCUGGAGCCACGCUCGUGGACAGCGGCAGUGACCCACGCGCCUGGCUGGCUCCGGCUUCUGGCACCUGUGAGCCACACGACUACCUGCGGCACUCGCCGUACUCCAGCAGCUGCUCUUACAACGAGGCGGACUCCCCGGGGUCCUCGGGACAUCCAAGCCCUCCCAGCCACAGAAAAUCUGCCAAGAGCCCCUCCUCCCCCUCUCUCAAAGUUAGGGACCUGUGCCGACUGCGUGGCGCGACCGCGGGGGGCAAAGAGGAAGCCUCCGCCAGACACAGAGCCCCCUCCAGCAAGCCCGCCAACGGCAUCCAGAAGCAGAGGAGAGUGGCGGCCAAUGCGCGCGAGAGGAGGCGCAUGCACGGGCUCAACCACGCGUUCGACGAGCUGCGCAGCGUCAUCCCCGCCUUCGACAACGACAAGAAACUUUCCAAAUACGAAACUCUGCAGAUGGCGCAGAUUUACAUCAACGCCCUGGCGGAGCUGCUCCAAGGUCCACCGUCGUCCACGGACAGCUCCAGCGGCUCCCCAGAGCGUGACAUUAUGCUGUCGUCUCCUGAGACGGCGGACAGAGCCCCCGCGUCCUCACGCACGACACCAGCUCCCGCGCCAGUCCCCGGUGCCACUUUACCCGGCGGGAUGCCCUUUCGGUCCCCCUUUGAAGAGAGCUCGUUCCCCGCCAAAGCUGGAGAUGAGACGUCCGCGCCCUCUCCAUCCUCCUCCAUGCGCGCGGCCGCCUCCCACUUCGGCUGUGGAAGCAAAGGGUCCCCACGGAGCGACGGGGAGUUCUCCCCACAUUCCCACUUCAGCGAUUCGGAUGAGAUCGCGUUGGAACUUCACUCCAGUGAAGAAGAAGAUCUUUCAGAACUCAAGCUGCCCAGCCACCAUCACCACACAGUUUCCUUCUGAGCUGUUCAAGCCCCUUCUGUAAUGUUCUGUGUCAAUCAACCACUUUUGCAUUUUUUAAUUCAUUUUCUAAAAAGAAAUUGUCAAAAAUUUGAGUUCUUCAGUUUGUUGCAUCAUUUUUAUACAAUAUAAUUCGGUUCUGCCAAUAAAUUAAUGUUUCAGUUUGAGCCGGAAGACCCCCCUGCCAUGAAAAAAACCGUCUUCCACAUUUAUGCAUCAACUUUUAUGAAUCUAAAAAUAUUGUUUUGUUUGUUUUUGUAAUUUAAAGUUUUUUAUGUUUCAUUUUGCAACUUUAAAAGUUCUUGACGUGCACUUUAAAAGAAACAGCCAAGAGGCUUUAGAUUUGCGACUUUCCUUCCCCUUAAAAACAACAACAAAAACAAAUUCAUUUAGUUUAGUGUAGCACUGCCAUACCUGUAACUUAUUUACCGUAGCCAUCAUCACUUCCGUCUUUUAUAACUUCUUUCACUGGCUGAAAUGAUUCAUAUGCAAUGUAUUUAUUUCUGACACAUUUUCUUUUGUUUUGCUUUUUAUAACUGUUCGUUUUUGCCAUUCUUUGUUAUUUUCAUUUGCUUUUGAGAAUUUUAAAUAAAUUUAAAAUAAAGAAAAUGAGAUUUUUGUCUUUGUCUCUGUUGUAUUUAUGUUUUUGGAUAAGCAAACAACAUCAUCAGGAUUGUUUUAUGGCGAAUGUUGCAGCACUUGUACUUAAAAUAACAUUUAUUAUGAAGAAUUUAGUUAAAAUUAACUUUAUAACCUUUUGCCAAAAAAAACAACUUUUUAUAAUAUUUUUAUUAUUUUUUUGUAUAAUUUGACUGAGAAACUUUAAUAAUUUUAAGACAAACUGUUGGACCAGUCAGCUGAAGUGAUUUAAAUUUAGUUGGACAAACUCAUAACAAUUGCAAUGUUAAGUUUAUUUUUAAUUCGAUUUUUUCACAAAAAAGAAGAGGUAAAAUUCUUAAAAAUCACCUUUCAAAUACCAAAUAACACAAAUUGACAUAAGUUCUCCUACAGCCUUUUUACAGUUACAAUUUUUAGAGUUUGGCAACUUUUUUGAAACACAAAAUAUUUUAAUAACAAGACUGCAAUAACAGAAUCCUAAAACUAUUUAACAUUGUAUUUGCGUUCUUAAAAAAAAAAAAUAUAAAGUCACAUUAUUCGAUAAAGACGGGUUAACGAUUGCAAGGAGACCUUAACUCUUUAACUGCCUGCUCAACUAAAUGGUAAAAUCUAUUUAGAAAACUUGUAGUUAAAAACAUUCGUUUUAUGUAUUACACGAAAAAAGUAGCAAAAAAACGUAAUAUUUUAAAUUGAUCUUGUCUUUCUUGAUAGUUAGGGGGAUAAAAGUUGCUUUGUUUUUAUGUGAAUAUUUAAAAAAUAAAAUACAAAUUUAAAAAAACUUUUAAAAAAGACAGUUUUGAAAAAAAAUGUUUUUAGCGACAUUGAGGUUGAAAAGGCAUUAGCAGGGAAAUUUAUUUCUUUGUUUGUUUAUUUAUUUAUUUUCUCAUAACAAAAGUUUGUCUCCUCCAUUAAAGCUGUCGUUCUUUUAUUUACAAAAAAAAAA